AUGGCGUUUCUCCUCCCCGACGUUAUCCUUCACGACAGUCGGAUCUACGCCUGCUCCCGAUGUGGCUACGAGCUUUUCUCCAGUAAGUCAAAAUACGUUCACUCCUCCCCAUGGCCAACUUUUACCGAAACGAUUCACGAGGACAGCGUCUCCAAGUACUUAGAGCGCCCGGGGGCUUUCAAGGUCUUAUGUGGCAAGUGCGGCAACGGUCUGGGCCACGAGUUUAUCAACGAUGGCCCAAAGGAGGGCCAGUCUCGCUUCUGAAUAUUUAGUAGCACCCUCAGGUUUAUCCCAAAAGACAAAGUUGAGAAGAAUCUGAGGAAAUAAUCUGGCUGUCAUACCUGCUCCUCCAGGCUGCUUCUGAUGGACCCAACUCUGUAUUGACCACCCAAGUGAGACCUUUUGGUGUGGGUCUUCCAGCCUCCCCUCCCACAUAUCCCCCUUUUCAGUGUCCUGCUGCCAGAAUGGAGGUUCACAGGUGAAAAGAGGGAGGAAGACCUCACUCUGCUGUCGUCUCUGGCAGGUGGGCGCCUCCACCAAUCCCUGGGAGAGGCUCGGCCACUGCUCCUGCGCCUUCCAUCGUGGCUCUUCUCUCGGACGGGGUCUUCUCUCCAUCUGUUGGACCCCCUCCGCUUUAUUCCUUCCUCAGGGGCAGCCGGCUAGUGCUUGGAAGCACCGCCGGAGGUGGGCAGGCGGGCUGGGCUUCAAGCAAAGAGCCGCCCGCUUCUAUGAGCCAAUACACCAGCGGAAGGCUUUGUUCCAAGCGGGUCCUGUUCCUGAGUCCUCCAAGGAUGACAGCAGGGCAACGCUGGAUCCCACCGGCCCCUUUCAGGGGAAGACAGAAAGCCCUGGCUUAGCAGCUGACUUCCUGGAGGAUAGUUUUGAGAUGAGAGCACCCAAUGGCAAGCUGGUGUGCCUCGGCCGUCCUCUUCCUCCUCCUCCUUAAUCCUCUGGCUAGCAAAUUCCAGGACCACGGAGGGCAGCUUUUCAUCCACCCAGGAGCCUCGAGAGCAGAAGAGGCUGCGCCCAGGGCCUUUUCCAUACCUGGACCACAUUUUUCUGGAUCACAGGAUCAGUUCUUGCAGCAUCCAGGACCCUUCCAACACGUCACAGGAUGCUCUGAUCCAUUCCUGCUUUCCCCUUGACCAAGACGCUCUGCUCGUGGCUGAAUCGUGGCCUCGGGCACCCUCUCCUGAUCUGGGUGAUCCAGCUGUGUCCUCUACCCCAGUGGUC
This is a messenger RNA of Pogona vitticeps (central bearded dragon), 1233 nucleotides long. The record is from RefSeq and is a predicted model, not a curated record. Lineage: Eukaryota; Metazoa; Chordata; Lepidosauria; Squamata; Agamidae.